Molecule: messenger RNA, 459 nt
Organism: Symbiodinium sp. CCMP2592
Lineage: Eukaryota; Dinophyceae; Suessiales; Symbiodiniaceae
Source: the annotation of a GenBank genome assembly
AUGGCCGAGUACUUCACAGAGGAGCAGAUCGCCGAGUACAAGGUGGCGUUCGAUGACUACGAUAUCGACGGAGGCGGUUCGAUCUCGACUUCAGAGUUGGGUACAGCGAUGAGAGCCCUCGGUGCCUGCCCCAGUGAUGAGGAGCUAUGGCAGUGGAUCAAUGAUGUGGACAAGGACGGAAACGGUGAGCUCGACUUCCAGGAGUUCCUCAACCUCAUGAGCAAGAUGGUCGGCAGAGAUCCUUACGAAGAAUUGAGCGACGCGCUCAAGGUCUUCGACAGACAAGGGGACGGCCACGUCAGCGUGAAGGAGCUGAAGCAUGUGCUCACACGGAUGGGGGAUGUCUUAACCUCUGAAGAGGUUGACGAGUGGCUGGUUUCCGCCGAAGUUACCCCUGAGGGGCACAUCAACAUCGAACGCUUCCUGGAGCAGUUCUUUGGCUUCUUGAAGAAGAACUGA